AUGAAUCUUCGAGUGUGGCCGAUGAUGUCAGAAGAAGAUGGGCAAGUGUUCAGGAACAUUUGGUUGAUCGUAGAAGGGAAACAACUACUCUGGCCAAUAGCUAAAAUACAAAAUUUGCGUGGAAACCAUGUCAACCUGAUAAACAAAUUGCUGGAAGAAGGAUUCAUUUUUGAAGCGGACAUUGAAAUUUCUUUUGAGAUAAAAGAUCUUGAAAUUGAUAAGAUGAUAGAACAAAGCUGGACUAACCCACAGUUGUUAUGCAGUCGAAAGGGUGCAUUGGAUCAAGUAUGUGUCUUAAUGUGUACCAACCCAUCCGAUUCUUCCCUGGAUCAAGACGUUGACAAGACCACUUACGGAGCUUUUGUGGACGUGGACAUUGAACGACAACAAUUGUCAUUGAGGACCUUGAUUGAUCAUUCCGUCAUGGAGAGCUUUGAUGGAGGUAGCAAAGCUUGCAUCACAUCUAGAGUUUAUCUCACAAGGGCCAUUGUGGAGAGAGCCCACCUAUAUGUCUUCAACUAUGGAACGCAGUCCAUAAACAUUGCGGGACUGAGUGCUCGGAGCAUCAGUCCGCGAAAAUCAAUUGAAUAUUCAAUCACGGCCCACGGGACGACACUUGACUUAUUCAUGCAAUAA
This is a messenger RNA of Hibiscus syriacus, 636 nucleotides long. RefSeq names its product beta-fructofuranosidase, insoluble isoenzyme CWINV3-like. The coding region runs from base 1 to 636 and encodes 211 amino acids. NCBI's taxonomy places the organism in Eukaryota, Viridiplantae, Streptophyta, Magnoliopsida, Malvales, Malvaceae. The transcript is spliced from 5 exons. The record is from RefSeq and is a predicted model, not a curated record.